AUGCUACUCACACAACUCCUCCUGCUCCCCUUCGCGGUCGCAUCUUCAGUAACGCUAUACGUGUCGUCGGUCCCAACCACCUCAGAUCCCUCCAUCUCCUCGCCCAUCCCGCUUGCGCAAAUCGAGUACGAUGUAGAGCAAUCGGCCGGCACACUGGCAUCCUACACACCACCAACCGGCUCCUACGCCUCCGACCACCUCUUGCGCGUCGGACUUUCCGACUCCAAAUCUGCGGCAUGGCGCGGCAUCGUCACCUCGGCGGCUAGCUUCUCGGAGCAGUACCGCAAGAAGUUCAUUAUCCAUGUGGAUGAAAUGGGUGAGCCGAUUCAUGUGGGUUUUGGCACGAGUGCGAAGGGCAGUGGGCAGGAGAUUGAGAUUGAGAUUGUCAAGAGGUCGGCGGGACCGAAGCCGGUGUUGAAUAAGCCUAUUGUGUUGAACGCGGAUGGGAAGCUGGAUUCCAAGGAGCCGGAGAAGACCUUUUUGCAGAAGUACUGGUGGGUCCUUGCAUUGUUCCUCGUUGUUCAGUUGGUGUCGGGUGGAGGGGACGGAAAGUAA
This is a messenger RNA of Plenodomus lingam JN3, 555 nucleotides long. RefSeq lists its product as uncharacterized. The record is from RefSeq and is a predicted model, not a curated record. NCBI's taxonomy places the organism in Eukaryota, Fungi, Ascomycota, Dothideomycetes, Pleosporales, Leptosphaeriaceae.